Molecule: messenger RNA, 873 nt
Organism: Talaromyces stipitatus ATCC 10500
Lineage: Eukaryota; Fungi; Ascomycota; Eurotiomycetes; Eurotiales; Trichocomaceae
Exons: 2
Coding region: 1-873 (290 amino acids)
Molecular function (GO): nucleic acid binding; RNA-DNA hybrid ribonuclease activity
Source: RefSeq, a predicted model, not a curated record
AUGGCCGACAAACCAGCCGAUUUGCCCGCCAUAAACCCUCUCCAAUACGCUCCCUGGCACCCUCGCGAGCCUCGUGGGAAUGCUCAAGCUCGAAUAGGAGCUCCCAUGGGACGCACUAAGGAACAGGCAGCGGCUAAUUUCAUGGCUUUUCAACGUACCAUCCCUAGCUCAGAUAUUGUAAUCUUUUCAGAUGGAUCUAGGCUAGCAGACGGACGUGCAGGGGGUGGCUAUAUUAGACUUCAAGCACACCAUCAGUUCCUCCGCUCCUCACUCUCAUACAGACACGGGAAAGAGGUCUUCGACGCAGAAGCAGAAGCAGCUCUAGCUGGCGCUCAAGCAGCAAUAGCGUACCCAACAGCUCAAUUUGCUACCAACCUAUGGAUCUGCCUUGACAACCUGGAAGUUGCUAUACGCCUUCUAUCUCCCUCUACAGGAUCUUCCCAAGAAAUCUUUGAAUCCUUCCGCACCCUUGCAGCUGCCUGGCCACUUCGCAAAAGGCUUCCUCACACCAAAAGCGGAUCUAUCCAAAUCCGAUGGGUCCCUGGACACGCUAAAAUCCCUGAGAACGAAGCGGCUGAUCUCACUGCCAAAGAGGGAGCUGCCUCAACCCCUCCUGCUCCUCAGAAAUCCUCAUACGCCUCGCUAAAGAGACACGCCAAGACUCAAUCCCUAUCCGCUGCUCAGUCACAAUGGCAGAAGGUGGCACCACAGAGUUAUCAAGAUCUAGAAAUAACUACUUCUCCUAAGCGCCCUGGGGAGCUUCAACUCAACCGACUUGACCUUGGCCGUAUUAUUGCGGCCCGUACUGGUCAUGGAGACUUUGCAGACUACCAUGAACGCUUUAAUCAUGAUGAUGCUUAUCUUCUCUGUUAG